UGUCCUUCGGCAGCUACCGUAGUUCUAAUGUAAACAUGGCGUCCGACAACGACAACGACGAGGAUUUUGUAAGUUAUGGCACUCCGCUGGAGCCCUUGGAAGAAGAUGAGCCGCUCAGGAAGCCCAUCCCUCUGCACGAACAGACGGUGAAAGAUGAGAAGGGACGGUACCAACGGUUCCACGGAGCCUUCACAGGGGGCUUCUCUGCCGGUUACUUCAACACUGUCGGCUCCAAAGAAGGCUGGACCCCGUCAACCUUUGUGUCAUCACGGCAACAGAAAGCCGAGAAGCAUCACACCCGACCGGAGGAUUUUAUGGACGAAGAGGAUUUCAGUGAGCACGGCAUCGCUCCCAGGGAGAUCACCACCAGCCAGGAGUUCUCGUCCAGCCGCAGAAACGAGGCCGCGGAGAAGGCGAGAGCUGUCAGCGCUCAGGCUGCUCUGAUCCCCGGAGACACGCUGCUGGAGGAGCUGAUCGCACCUGCCAGGCUGUCCAUCGGGGUGGAGCUGCUGAGGACGAUGGGCUGGAAGGAAGGUCAGGGCGUGGGGCCUCGUGUGAAGAGGAAACCACGCAGACAGCAGAGCAAAAGUGGAGUGAAAACUUACGGCUGUUCGUUGCCUCGUGCUGCUUCAGAGGAUUCAGAGGACAACGAUGACGAUGAAGAGUUUGCUCCAGAGAACGUGACGUUUGCACCAAAGGACGUGACUCCGAUGGACUUCACCCCGAAGCUAGGGGUCCAGGGUCUCGGGUACCAUGGCCUGGACCCAGGUCUGGCCCUGCUGGGCCGCGGCGCAGACGAACACAUCGACCUUUUCCGGCCUCAGUCCGAGAAGAGGAGUCRCCUGUUUGGAGAAGCGAAGGUUGGCUUGAGACGAGGAGGAGUUGCUGGACAGGCCUUCGGUGUGGGGGCRCUGGAGGACGAGGACGAGGACGUGUACCACCGAGACUCCAUGUCUAAAUACGACACUGUGCUGGGAGGAGAGGAGCCAGGUGACAGUCUGUACGGCUGGACAGCUCCUCAGCAGUACACCAAGAGGAGAGACAGAAGCAGAGAUGCAUCAUACAUCGGUAAGAUCCUGGAGGGGUUCACGUUGGCCCAGAAUCCUCUUGAGGAGAAAACGGUCUUCCCUCCUCCCUCUCUGCCCAGCAAUUAUCGACCCGUCCAUCGCUUCCGUUCACAAGUGGACGUCUCGAGACUUUCCGGAGUCAGUCCGGCUCUGGCUGAGGCUCUGAAGUCCUCCAGGGGUCACAUGGUGAAAGACGAGCCCCCGCAGAGCGGACGCCACCAGCUGGACUCCAGCCAGAGGAGGGUGCAGCUGGGAGAGGACCCCCUGAGAGGUCCCAGUUCAGUCAUGGAGCUGCUGAGGCCUGAAGACAGGGAGCGUCUGCUCAACAUGCGCAACUCUGUCACCCUAAAACCCAGCAUCCCGGACCCCCAGGUCGCUGCACGCGCCGCUCCACCGCUUAUCCAUGCUAGAAAAGGAGCACAGAAACAUGAUAAAAGUGUAUUUUUGUCUUCAGACAGAAGCAGAGAUGCAUCAUACAUCGGUAAGAUCCUGGAGGGGUUCACGUUGGCCCAGAAUCCUCUUGAGGAGAAAACGGUCUUCCCUCCUCCCUCUCUGCCCAGCAAUUAUCGACCCGUCCAUCGCUUCCGUUCACAAGUGGACGUCUCGAGACUUUCCGGAGUCAGUCCGGCUCUGGCUGAGGCUCUGAAGUCCUCCAGGGGUCACAUGGUGAAAGACGAGCCCCCGCAGAGCGGACGCCACCAGCUGGACUCCAGCCAGAGGAGGGUGCAGCUGGGAGAGGACCCCCUGAGAGGUCCCAGUUCAGUCAUGGAGCUGCUGAGGCCUGAAGACAGGGAGCGUCUGCUCAACAUGCGCAACUCUGUCACCCUAAAACCCAGCAUCCCGGACCCCCAGGUCGCUGCACGCGCCGCUCCACCGGCRKUGGCUCCGCCCCCCGCCAGGCUGCAGCAGCAACACCAGGCUCUGGCAGCGUGGAGAGGGGUCCAGACCUCGUCACAAACCUUCAAACCUUUUGAGAAAAACCCCAGCAAGCAGGCGCGGUACGAUCUGUACCUGAACUGCCUCCGACAGGGAGACAAAGAUGCUCUGGAACAAAGUUUGGACCCGACCAUGACGGAGUGGGAGCGCAGCAGGGAGCGGGAGGAGUUUGUCCGGGCCUCCAUCCUGUACCGACCCUCCUCCUCCUCGCUGUCCUCRCGCUUCACUCGGGGGAAACAGGAGGACGACGAGGACACCGUGGAGGUCGCCCGGGACCAAGAGGGCGACGUGGACGACAAACAGUCAGCUGUGAAGAUGAAGAUGUUUGGAAAACUGACCAGAGAAACGUUUGAGUGGCAUCCUGACAAGCUGCUGUGCAAGAGGUUCAACGUGCCCGACCCGUACCCCGGGUCCGGUGUGCUGGGUCUGCCCAAGGUGAAGAGGGACAAGUUUUCAGUCUUCAACUUCCUGACGAUGGAGAACCGAGAGACGACAGAGCCUCCGAAGCCUCCAGAGUCGGGGAAGAAGUCCAGGUGGGACGUUUCAGAAGUGAAGGAGGAAAAGAAGAGCGAUGAUUCUGUAGGUGAGCUGCUGGGUUCUGCACGACACCAGAGUGAAACCGAACCGGACCGGGCCUCCAGCCGCAGCGACGACACGACUCCUGCCGACAGAUCUGAGGAGGAGCCAGCAGGUCUGCAGAGGUCAGACACUAAAACAGACGAGGAGGAUGAAGAGAACAGGGACGAGGAAGAGGAGGAGAGCAGACCGCCCAUGGACUUGUUCAAAGCCAUCUUUGCCAGCUCCUCUGACGAAGAGAAGUCCUCAUCAUCAUCAGGAGAGAGCGACGACGAGGACAGGAAGGAGGAGGAGUCACAAGCAGUGGAGCUCUUCACCGUCACCUCCUCCUCCUCCGCAGGCGAUGUGUCCAAACCCCACACAGGUUCUGACUGCUCCCUGACCGGGCCGCCGCUCGGUUCUGUCACUCUGAACCCUUUCUCUCCCGUCUCUGCAGAAGCUGCAGUUUCCUCUCGGACGUCAGAGCAGGACAGGGAGGAGUUUGGACCGAAGCUGCCGCCUUCUUUAUCUGCUGACAACGCAUACAGAGGAGGCACCUCCGUCGGCCCCCCCGCUCAGGAGGAGAAGGUCGGCAGGAAGAGCAAAGAGAAGAAACACAAGAACAAGAAGCAUUCCAAGCACAAGAAGGACAAGAAGAAAAAGAAAGCCAAAAAGCACAAACAGCAGAAGAAGAAGAAGGAGGAGGAGGAGUCACACAACAGCUCAGAGGAGAGUGAUGAAGAUGAUGUUCCUGUGUCCACAGAUAAACUACUGCAAAGACUGAAGGGCAUCCGGUCCGGUCAGACCUGGUGAACCAGCAGGAGCCUCGUCCUCUGUGAGGACCACCUGUCAGCUGGACCCAGAUCAUCUGCUGCAAAGUUUUUAUUCAWAUAAAAUGUGAAUUAUUAACUGAGGUGCUGCUGUUCUUCUGAAAAUAAACUGAUCUUUUAUUUUUUCUUAAAGUCAA
Molecule: messenger RNA, 3525 nt
Organism: Austrofundulus limnaeus
Lineage: Eukaryota; Metazoa; Chordata; Actinopteri; Cyprinodontiformes; Rivulidae
Gene: gpatch1
Product: G patch domain containing 1
Exons: 22
Coding region: 36-3371 (1111 amino acids)
Biological process (GO): mRNA processing
Cellular component (GO): nucleus
Molecular function (GO): RNA binding
Source: RefSeq, a predicted model, not a curated record